Manihot esculenta (cassava) is the source of this 727-nucleotide messenger RNA. RefSeq names its product WASH complex subunit 3. The transcript is spliced from 2 exons. NCBI's taxonomy places the organism in Eukaryota, Viridiplantae, Streptophyta, Magnoliopsida, Malpighiales, Euphorbiaceae. The record is from RefSeq and is a predicted model, not a curated record. Bases 49 to 504 code for a protein of 151 amino acids.
AUACCUCCAGUGCUUUAAUUUCAUAAAUGACAAUUCAUUAAUCCUCCAAUGAUGAUGAUGAUGAUGCCUCCUCCUACUCUCUUCCUGGCUUCUACUCUUGCUUUUAUUACACUUCUAACAACAGCUGCUCAUGCAAGAAUUCUACAAGAUUGCUCUCUCCUCAAAGCAACAAUAUUAGCUACUUAUGAGAGGCACCUGACUCCACCACCUACUCCGAUAUUAUCACCAUCAAGCCACCAAUUAACCGACGGUUAUGUGCGACCGUACCAUCAUCCUCCGCCACCUCCAAAGCCUGCAACACCAAUCGGCCAGCUCGAGAAUAUUGCUUUUCCAUGCGCCCAAGGACAAAGUGAUCAACCGUGCAAUAAUUACAUAUCCAUGGUGACAGACUAUGGAAGAACAUCAAUAUCACCUCCACCACCUCCGAUGCCGGCGUCGCCAUCCCAUCCUCUUCACCGGACGCUGCAAGAAGGGUCACCUCCGAGCCAUUUGGCUUCAGCCUAAGCUAAUUAGUAUCACUUCUCUUCUGUUCAGUUCAGAAACGUGCAUGGGAUACCGCCUAGCAGUUAGGGUUGAAAUCCUCGUUGGUUUUUUUCUCGUACUCUUAAAUAGUUAUAGUGUGGUUUUUGCUACAACGGUGUCGUUUGAGAGGUUUGUUUAUGUAGAGAAUAUGUAGCCGAUGUAUGCGUGGUAAAGAAAAGCAUUUCUAUGUGGAAAUGUUAGUCUC